Gastrolobium bilobum is the source of this 1665-nucleotide messenger RNA. RefSeq lists its product as uncharacterized. The transcript has a single exon. The coding region runs from base 1 to 1665 and encodes 554 amino acids. The record is from RefSeq and is a predicted model, not a curated record. Lineage: Eukaryota; Viridiplantae; Streptophyta; Magnoliopsida; Fabales; Fabaceae.
AUGACUGACCUGAGGAUCACGAAUCCACAGCAGAACAACAAUGAGCGAACCCAGAAUCCAGUGAGGAACGCUAAUGGCCGACAUCAAAGGGUUGUUACUAACCCGGUACGUCAUCAAGAAUCUCGGCGUGAAGGAAGCCGAGAUGCAAGGGGAACGGUAAGGAAAAUAGACCUCAUGCAUGAUAGGCAUCUUCUUAGAAACCCGGAUGGAGGAAGAGGUGCAACAAGGCAGAUGGAGAAUAGCCAUCCACUGGGUGACGGGCACCCGUUCAGGAACCCGGAUGAUGUAUCCGGGGUCUAUAGAAGGAAAUACAAUAGGGGGCAGUACAAUGAUAGUCCCUUCGUGGACGAGAUUGUUGAUGCACCCUUUCCAGAAAAUCUGAAUUUAUCAGAGCUUCUCAAGUAUGACGAAACGCAGGAUCCUCAUGUGCACUUGGAUGCCUUCGACACGACCAUGUACAUCAAGGGGAUAAAAAAACCUUUGAUCACGCGACUCUUCGCAACUACGUUAACAGGAGCGGUUCAAACAUGGUUUUCAUCAUUGCCAGCGGGAUCCAUCAGAUCUUUUGAAGAAUUUGGUGGAAGAUUUUUGCUAAAUUUUGCUACUAGCAAAAAGCAACCAAAGUCAGAAUUUGCGCUAGGGAAGAUAAGGCAGCAACCUGGUGAAACACUGCAGAAAUACCUGGAUCGGUUUAAAAUGGUCGCCUUGCAGGUUCUGGGGUUGUCUGAAAACGUACAUCUGCACCUGGUGAUAGCAAGGUUGCAUGGCUCUUCUAGGUUAGCCAAGUCCAUAUACAAAGAACUAGCUCGAACCUUGGUAGAGUUCACAGCGCGGUCAAAGAAGUAUUUGGAGCUCGAACAGAUGGAAAUCGAGAAUAUGGAUCAGAGGCACCAUCCUAACCAAAUAGAGAAACCCAGAAGUCGAAGGCAAAAUGAUUUUCGAGGUAAAAGACAAGAUGACAGAAUUUCGGUGAGGGGAAGAUUUGAGAAAUACGCACCCUUAAAUUCACCUAGGUCGCAAAUCUGGAGGGAAGUGGCCUCAACGGAGAUGAAGAAGGUAGAUAGACCCCGGCCUUUGCUGAAUCAGACCGUGUUAGACCAAUCUUGGUAUUGUGCAUUUCAUGAUGGGCCUGGCCACACUACUGAUGAAUGCUGGGAUCUGAGAAAUGCGAUUGAAAAGUAUGUCAGAGAUGGAAAACUGCGUCAAUAUCUGAUCAGAACUCAAGGAUGGAAGAACAACAGGAAAAGAAGAGGAGGCCGGCCUAUGAGCCCACCAAAAGAAAAAAGAUUCAAGGAAGAAGGCCGAGGCAAGAAGCUGGCCAGAGAAGAAGAUGAAUUUGUGGAGCCGGAGUUUGAAUGCAAUGUGAUUAGUGGGGCUUUUGGUGGGGGAGGCGACACCAUGAAUGCUAGAAGAAAAUAUCUGAGUGAGGUGCUUUCGAUACGGGAGCGACCUAAGUUUAAAGAAGUCGAACCAGAGCCUUCACUAUUGUAUUUCACCAGGAAAGAGUUGGAGGAUGUGAUGCCAGGACAUGUGGAUGGAUUACUCAUUACGGGAACGCUAGUCAAUUGCAGAGUUAAGAAGAUAUUUGUAGACAACUGCAGUUGUGCCGACAUAAUCCUAUGGCAGGCGUUCAAAAAAAUGAAUCUGGAUGAGGAAGAUUUGUAG